Messenger RNA from Fusarium fujikuroi IMI 58289, 3624 nucleotides. RefSeq lists its product as uncharacterized. NCBI's taxonomy places the organism in Eukaryota, Fungi, Ascomycota, Sordariomycetes, Hypocreales, Nectriaceae. The transcript has 3 exons. The record is from RefSeq and is a predicted model, not a curated record. Gene Ontology annotation, biological process: nucleoside metabolic process. The coding region runs from base 1 to 3624 and encodes 1207 amino acids. Gene Ontology annotation, molecular function: catalytic activity; protein binding.
AUGCCCGAGGUUGAGGAAUAUACAAUUGGUUGGAUCUGCGCCCUGACUAAAGAGCUCAUCGCAGCCAAAGCGUUCCUCGACGUUCUUCACGAUCCUGUUGACAACGCAGCCAUCAACGAUGACAACAAUUACACGCUGGGUAGCAUCGGGAAACACAAUGUGGUCAUUGCAGUCUUGCCGUACGGGCAAUACGGUCUUGUCAAUGCCGCGGCUGGCCUGAAAGAUAUGACCAGGACCUUUUCCAACCUGCGAGCUGUACUCAUGGUCGGGAUUGGUGGCGGCGUCCCAGGCACUGAGGAUAUCCGCCUGGGUGACAUCGUUGUUGGAUCUGUAGGUCGAAACAACAGCGGUGUCAUCCAGUACGAUUAUGGGAGGGCAGUCCAAGGCAAGGAAUUCGCUGUCACUGGUCACUUGAACCAGCCGCCUAUGGCGUUUCUAACAGCCAUGAGCGCUCUGCAUGCUACUUAUGAGAUGGAAGGUCACAGUAUCCAGAGCAACAUCGAUAAGGCCCUUCGAAAGUACAAGCGACUAGAGAAGAAAUACGAACGGCCUGCUGCGUCUACAGAUCGGUUGUACGAAGCGAAUUUCGUCCAUGGAGAAGGCGAGGGUAUAGACUGCAACCAGUCUUGCGGUGAUGACAACCUUCUGCACCGAGACGAAAGAGGUGACGACGAAAGCAAUCCUGCCAUUCAUUGCGGUCUGAUAGCAUCGGGUAACUCUUUGAUGAAAGAUGCGCUUCUACGCGAUAAGCUCGCAGCGAAGCAUGGUAUCUUGUGCUUCGAGAUGGAAGCAGCCGGACUUAUGAAUCACUUUCCGUGUGUUGUCAUCAGGGGAAUCUGUGACUAUUCUGAUUCGCACAAGAACAAUGACUGGCAGGGAUAUGCCGCGAUGGUCGCAGCGGCCUACGCGAAGGACCUACUCCUUCAGGUAGCUCCGAGCAGCUUGCUGAAGGAGGAACGAAUCGAAAGUCUUUUGCGACAAUUGCAUGACAAGGUUGAGGAUAUUUACCAGAUAACCUCUGAAAGUAAGCGUUAUAUCAAGUCUCUUUCAUCAAGUAUCCACGAUGAUGCUAUAUCAAAAUGGCUCAAUGCAGCCGACCCUUCUGUCGAUCAUAACAAGGCUCACCAAACAUGCCACCCAGGCACCGGACAAUGGUUGUUAAACAACCCCCGAUAUCGUACCUGGAAGUCCCAAAAUGGUUCGUUUCUCUGGUUAAAUGGAAAUUCCGGCACAGGGAAGAGUAUCCUAAGCUCAAUUGUCAUUGAAAGCCUACGAAGUAGCCCUCCCCCCGGACUUGGCGGCUGUACAGUACUGUAUUUCUACAUAACGUUCACUGAUAGUCGGAAACGGUCUCUUGAUGCAAUUCUACGAUCUUUCAUCAGUCAGCUCUAUAGCAACCGGCAAGAGUCUCGGCAUCCAAUCACCUCACUAUAUUCAAAAUACGGCUGUGGAAAUAGUCAAGCAACUCUAGAACAGCUCAAAUCCACCUUUCGAGAGAUGAUGUCAGCUAUGGGAGAGGUAUUCAUUGUUAUUGAUGCACUAGAUGAAUAUCAGAACCGGAGAACCCGGGGAGAUGAUCUAUUCAGCUGGAUACAAAGCCUUUGCAAUGAGCUGGUCAAUACCCAUAUUCUUGUCACAAGCCGUCCUGAAAGUGAUAUCAAGACUUUCAUCGAGGCCUGGGCUGAUUCAGAGAGUAUCAUCUCCCUCAUAACAGAGAACGUGGGCAGAGAUAUUUCUGAGUAUGUACGGGAUGUCGUGAACAACUCCACAAGCUUUUGUCGCUGGCACGGCCAUACAUUAACCCUGGAUAACAUUGUCAAUACUUUGACUACAAAGGCAGAUGGAGUAUUUCGUUGGGUCGCUCUACAAUUAGAACGUUUGAAAGACUGCAUCAACUCAGAGGAAGUCAAUACAACACUUCAGACUCUUCCAACGACGCUUCACGAGACGUAUCACCGAGCAUUAAACAACCUCACAAGUACUAGAAAGAAGUACGUCAUCCGAAUACUGCAGUUUCUAGCCUACUCAGAUAUUGAACUGGAGCUCGAAGCGGCUGUCGAUGCUCUCACAGUAGAUGUUACAGCACCACCCGGUUCGCGUUUCACUACAGAAGAUCGUAUGCCGUUACCAGUUGAGAUAUCAUCGCUUUGUUCUACAUUAUUCUUCGCGGUUUCUACUACACAACACAAUCGAUUGCUCGGCAGACCACGUUCUAGAGUAGCAGUACUGCAACUGGCUCAUUCUUCCGUGAAGGAUUUCAUAUUAUCCUGUCCUAAAAACGAGUUCGAUGGCUUGUUGAUCGAAUCUACCGCAAGGCUGACCAUCAUAGAAAUUUGCCUCAUAUACUUCCUGGAAAUGGAUUAUUCCUUGCUUCAGGAAGACCUGAUACGAACACACCAUCUACUGGCAUUUGCCGCGGAAACCUGGAGGGACGAAGCUUGUUGCCGCGAGCCAAGGCUUGAUACCUUCUCACACUUAUCCAUCGAGCUCUUUUCGAACGACUCGCUGUUCAAACGAUGGAGAAUUCUAGUUAACAAGUAUCCUAAGGGCCUAAUAUCACUUUCCUGUUCUUCACCAGAGCAGGAUCAAAUGUUUUACGCAAGCUGGUCUGGGGACGAAAACUGUGUCACGGAGCUGCUAGACUCAAGCGCCACGGGGGAUAAAACCACAUGGAGGCUUAAUCAAGCCCUCCUUGUUGCCUCCGAGUUUGGCCACUUAGGAGCCGUUAUGCGUCUGCUUCGAGAAGGGGCCGAUGUCAACGCUAAAGGCAGAGUGUGUAGUGUCUUGUGUUCUGCCGUCUACGGUGGCCAUAAAGAUGUUAUUGCACUUCUGAUUCAGGAAGGCGCCGAUGUGGACGCGCAAGAAGGAAUAUAUGAUAUUGCCAGUCAAGUUGGCCGUUUGGAUAUCGUCGACCUCCUCAUUUCUGAAGGUGCUGAUGUCAAGUCUGAGUCAGACAUGGCUACGGCCCUUUAUUGUGCCUCUGACCAUGGCCGCCUGGAUAUUGUUAUGUAUCUGGUGGAGAAAGGUGCCGAUGUCAAUGCACAAACAUGUAGUGGCACGGCGCUUCAGGCUGCCUCUGCUUCUGGCCAUCUAGACAUUGUCAUAUUCUUACUCGAAAAAGGGGCCGAUAUUGACGCGCAUGUUGGAAUGAACUACAACGCUCUUCAGCGGGCCUGCCGCUCUGGCCACCUGGACAUUGUUAAUCAUCUUUUGGCCAAAGGUGCUGAUGUAAAUGACAAACGAGAGGAGUACAACGACCCUUUCAUUGAUUAUCUUUAUCUAAGCCAACCACGUCCUUUUCUACGGCCUGAUGAAGAAAACAUUGGCAGACCUCUUCAUCUUGCCUCUUACUUUGGCCAUUCAGAUAUCGUCGCACGUCUAGUAGAGGAAGGUGCUGAUCUGAAUGCCCGGGGAGGAUGCUAUGGCACUGCAACUUGCGCUGCCGCGAGCGCUGGCCAUUUCAACAUUGUCAAACGCCUAGUGGAGGAAGGUGCAGAUAUGAAUAGUCCGGCGGGGCACUAUGAAGAUGGACAUCAGGCUGCUCCCACCAGUCAACAAAGCAGAAUGAUCGAAAUCUUUCAAAGAUCAAACACUAUGAAAGCUUAUAAUCAAAGCUUGUAUUAG